AUGACUUAUAAUGCAAGUAUUACCCAAGAUCCUUCAUCAAAUUUUCGUGAUCCUUUAAUUUUUUAUGAUCCUGAUUUAACAACUGGAAAUACACAAGCUACAGAUUUUGCGUUUGAUGAUUUAACAUUACCAUCUCAACAAAAUCAUUUACAAUUAAUUGAUGCAAAUACUAAUUUUUCAGUAGAUGAUUUGGAUGGAACAAAUAAUAAUAAUAAUAAAACGAGUUUAAUUCAACAACGUGAUUUACCAUUUGAAGAUGAAGAAGAAGGAUUUUAUGAAAGAGAUUUACCAAAACAUGCUUGCGCUUAUUGUGGAAUUCAUGACCCAGCAGCAGUUGUUAUGUGUAAUCAAACAAAAAAAUGGUUUUGUAAUGGACGUGGAAAUACAUCGGGAAGCCAUAUUGUUAAUCAUCUAGUUCGUGCUAGAUGUAAAGAAGUAACAUUACAUAAAGAUGGUCCAUUAGGUGAAACACAAUUAGAAUGUUAUAAUUGUGGUUGUCGUAAUGCAUUUUUACUGGGUUUUAUACCAGCAAAAGCUGAUAGUGUUGUCGUUUUACUUUGUCGACAACCAUGUGCAAGUCAAAGUGCACUGAAAGAUAUGAAUUGGGACCCCAGUCAAUGGCAACCAUUAAUUCAAGAUCGAUGUUUUUUAACAUGGCUUGUAAAAAUUCCAUCUGAACAAGAACAAUUACGUGCACGACAAAUAACAGCCCAAAUGAUUAAUCGUUUAGAAGAACUUUGGAAAGAAAAUCCUGAUGCAACAAUAACUGAUCUUGACAAACCAGGCAUUGAUGAAGAACCACAACAAUGUAGUUUAAGAUAUGAAGAUGCUUAUCAAUAUCAAAAUAUAUUUGGUCCAUUAGUUAAAAUGGAAGCUGAUGAUGAUAGAAAAAUAAAAGAAUCACAAACACAAGAAAAUAUUUCUGUUCGAUGGGAUAUGGGUUUAAAUAAAAAACGUUUAGCUUAUUUUUGUUUACCAAAAGCCAAUGAAGAAAUGAGAUUAAUGCCAGGUGAUGAAUUACGUUUAAGAUAUGUUGGCGAUCAAAUGAAAUCAAAUUGGGCUGGUGUUGGACAUGUUGUUAAAGUUCCAAAUAAUUAUGGAGAAGAAGUUGGAAUUGAAUUAAAAAUAAGUCAAGGUGCACCUAUUGAAUAUAGUUCAAAUUUUGUUGUAGAAUUUGUUUGGAAAUCAACUUCAUUUGAUCGAAUGCAAGCUGCAUUAAAAACAUUUGCUGUCGAUGAAAGUAGUGUUUCAGCUUAUUUAUAUCAUCGUUUAUUAGGUCAUGAAGUUGAAGAUUUAGUUAUGAAAGUAACAUUACCAAAACGUUUCUCUGCACCGGGUUUACCUGAAUUAAAUCAUUCACAAGUUUAUGCAGUUAAAACUGUUCUUCAACGUCCAUUAAGUCUUAUUCAAGGUCCACCUGGAACAGGAAAAACUGUAACAUCAGCAACUAUUGUUUAUCAUCUUGUUAAACAAAAUCAAGGACAAGUACUUGUAUGUGCACCGAGUAAUAUUGCUGUUGAUCAAUUAACAGAAAAAAUUCAUAAAACAGGCUUAAAAGUUGUUCGUUUAUGUGCUAAAAGUCGUGAAGCAUUAGAUUCACCUGUUUCAUUUUUAGCAUUACAUAAUCAAGUACGAAAUCUUGAAAGUGAACCAGAAUUAAAAAAAUUACAACAAUUAAAAGAUGAAACAGGUGAAUUAUCAUCAGCUGAUGAAAAACGUUAUCGAGCAUUAAAACGUAAAUGUGAAAGUGAUUUACUUCGUAAUGCUGAUGUUAUUUGUUGUACAUGCGUUGGAUCUGGUGAUCCACGUUUAUCACAUGGUUAUCAAUUUCGUUCAAUACUUAUUGAUGAAUCAACACAAGCAACUGAACCAGAAUGUAUGGUUCCAGUUGUACUUGGUGCUCGACAACUUAUUUUAGUUGGUGAUCAUUGUCAAUUAGGACCUGUUGUUAUGAGUAAAAAAGCAGCUAAAGCUGGUCUUAGUCAAUCAUUAUUUGAACGUCUUGUUGUACUUGGAAUUCGUCCUAUUCGAUUACAAGUACAAUAUCGAAUGCAUCCAGCAUUAUCAGCAUUUCCAUCAAAUAUUUUUUAUGAAGGUUCACUUCAAAAUGGUGUUACAUCUGUUGAACGUACAAUAAAAGCCUUAGAUUUUCCAUGGAUUCAAUCGGAUAAACCAAUGUUUUUUCAUUGUUCAUUAGGUCAAGAAGAAAUAUCUAGUAGUGGUACAUCAUAUCUUAAUCGAACAGAAGCAAGUAUGGUUGAAAAAACUGCUACACGUUUACUUAAAGCUGGUAUAAAACCUGAACAAAUUGGUAUAAUAACACCAUAUGAAGGACAACGUGCUUUUAUUGUUCAACAUAUGCAAUAUAGUGGUUCAUUAAAUGAAAAACUUUAUCAAGAAAUUGAAGUUGCUAGUGUUGAUGCAUUUCAAGGACGUGAAAAAGAUUUUAUUAUAUUAUCAUGUGUACGUGCUAAUGAACAUCAAGGUANGAUGCAUUGUUUAUAUCGAAGUUGA
Messenger RNA from Rotaria sp. Silwood2, 2514 nucleotides. NCBI's taxonomy places the organism in Eukaryota, Metazoa, Rotifera, Eurotatoria, Philodinida, Philodinidae. The record is from the annotation of a GenBank genome assembly.